GUUGCAUAGGAAAUAAGAAGCGAUGAGAAAUGAGAAAACCAUUUAUUUACAACUCGGUGGAGCGAAGGCGAAGAUUUCGAAGCUUACGUUAAAAUUAAAUCGUUAACAAGUCCGCAUUUCCUCUCUAUAAGUUAAGCAUUGUAUUCUUCCUUUCUCUGCAUUCCAUGGGUUCCUCCGCUGCCAUUCCAUCUUUCCACUGUCUCACAGACACCAUGUCUCAUAUGCAACCCUUGCUUCAAAAGCCAGGUAUAAUUCCCAUCCAUAGUGUUGGAUGGAACUCUCAAAGCAGGCUUUUCACCCAGAGCUUGGCAGUUAAUUCUCACAACAAAUGGAAACGAACACUAGUGUUUUGUGCAAAAACAACUGAAGCUAUUGAUGCCACCAAGUCUGAGGCUUCUUUAGAUCGCUUUCCUGAAAAAUCUCUGGAGGGAAAACCUUGGCAAAUGUUCCCCAGUGGAUUUGAGACUCUGAUAUUAGAGGUAUGCGAUGAGACUCAAAUUGCUGAACUGAGAUUAAAGGUUGGAGAGACUGAGAUGCAUCUGAAGCGAACCGUUGGAGUAACUAAAGCGCCUAUGGCUAACAGUUCACCAACUACAACACCACCCGUUCCAACUAAACCGGUGGUAGAAUCAGUGCCUUCUAUCCCACCACCAUCACCAGCAAAGUCAUCUCCAUUUGUAAAUGAUUCCUUAGCAAAGUCAUCAAAAUUGGCAGCAUUAGAUGCUUCUGGUAGCAAUAACUAUGUUGUAGUAUCAUCUCCUACGGUUGGUGCAUUUCGAAGAUAUAGAAUAGUGAAAGGGAAAAGGCAACCUCCUGUCUGUAAAGAGGGUGAUCUAAUCAAAGAAGGGCAAGUUAUAGGGUAUUUGGAACAGUUUGGUACUUCACUUCCUGUUAAGACAGAUGUAGGUGGAGAAGUGUUGAAGCUUCUCUUUCAAGAUGGAGAAGCUGUUGGUUACAGAGAUCCUCUCAUUGCUAUCUUACCGUCAUUCCAGAAUAGCAAGUGAGCUAGCCCAUUCUAUUGUUGAGGAUUAGUCUGCGGCAUUAAUUUGUUGGGGAGCGGAGAUGCAAAUUUAAUUUGAAGUCCAGUUAUUCUUUUUGUUCUGGCAGCAAAUAGCUUAUAUUUAUAUUAGCAGAAGUUUAGUGAUAGAUUAAAAAAUAAUGGUUUGUGCUUAUAUAUUGGGCAAAGGGGUCCUUUGUUGAUGACCAAAUUUGGUAUACUUUUGCAUAAAUUGUACUAGAUUAACUUCUUAUGAUCCCUUUAUUA
Molecule: messenger RNA, 1264 nt
Organism: Cajanus cajan (pigeon pea)
Lineage: Eukaryota; Viridiplantae; Streptophyta; Magnoliopsida; Fabales; Fabaceae
Source: RefSeq, a predicted model, not a curated record